ACGGCACAGAAUGCACACGCUGAACGAUGCACUAGAGAGAUUAAGAAUGGCUUUACCUACAUUUCCUGAAGACACCAAGUUGACAAAGAUCGAGACCCUUCGGUUCGCUCACAAUUAUAUAUGGGCUCUCUCUCAAACAUUAGGAAACUCUGAGAGUGGCGAAGUAACCGUUAACGUCGGCAAUGUAACAGUCAGCAUCAGUGAGAACGGUAACAUGAUCACGUCUUCGACCGGAAGCUGUGCUGUAGCUGCACAAAAACGACUUGGACCGAGUCACCCAACAACAUUUCCUUAUCCUCAAGAAAGAUUCGUGCCGGAAUGGCAAGAAUAUGAUUGCUAUAGCGAUCAAAGUGUCAGUCCACCGAUACCACAACAAUAUCAACCGUGUUACGAGCAAAGGAUGUAUCCACAUCAUCAAAUUCAUCAGCCACAUCAUCAUAUGACUCAUCACAACAGCAUGUAUCAGUGCCUUUAAGAUUUGGACAUCGUAUUGUAUCGUCUGUUUUCUUCCGUGUUAAAUUUUCAUGCAACGAAAUAGCAGACGAAAUCCUUUGAUCUAUCUGUGCCAUCAACAUCGAAUUUAUUUUUAUUGUAUGUAUCGAGCCAUUAUUCGUAUUUGAAUAUUUUGAGUACUAGGAUGGUUCUACCGGUCAUGUGUUCUCUUUGCGCGAACUUUCUAUCGCGUAAUAAUAAUACCAAAGUGUUUGCUACGUUUCGAUAAAUUUAAUCGAGAGGGAGAAAAAGAGAGAGAGAGAGAGAGAGAGAGAGAGAGAGAGAGAGAGAAAGAGAAAGAGAAAGAGAAUUUACCGUAGAGUAUCGUCGGUAUAUAUUUACGAUGCAAUAACGAAAAUGGUUGGAAGAAAUGCGAUGGAGAAAUUAUUUUCUUACUGUUGCGAUCGUUUUGCAAUUUUGAACGAACAGUUAAUUGAAAAUCAAUGAGUAAUAAUAAUGCAAAUUUAUUACGUACGAAAGUACAAAACUCAGCGAUAAGUAUUAUCGUAUUUCUUCUCCUUCGUAAUUAUUAUCAGUAUAACCAGUUUAAUCGAGAGACUUCAAGUCGAUAGUCGAUUAGAAGUCGUAGAAGAAAAAAAAUUAAAGAACAAUACUAAAAGGUUAUCGUUAUCUACUUUGUAAGAGAGUAAUCUAUUUAAAUUGAAUUUAGAACGCUUAAGCUAAUUAUAAGUUAAUCAUUAUUACACAUAUACCGU
This is a messenger RNA of Vespa crabro (European hornet), 1208 nucleotides long. It is a transcript of the gene tap, whose product is annotated as neurogenin-2-like. The coding region runs from base 11 to 475 and encodes 154 amino acids. Lineage: Eukaryota; Metazoa; Arthropoda; Insecta; Hymenoptera; Vespidae. The record is from RefSeq and is a predicted model, not a curated record. Gene Ontology annotation, molecular function: protein dimerization activity. The transcript has a single exon.